Molecule: messenger RNA, 4441 nt
Organism: Saccostrea echinata
Lineage: Eukaryota; Metazoa; Mollusca; Bivalvia; Ostreida; Ostreidae
Product: potassium voltage-gated channel protein Shal-like
Exons: 5
Coding region: 598-2523 (641 amino acids)
Biological process (GO): protein homooligomerization; potassium ion transmembrane transport
Cellular component (GO): voltage-gated potassium channel complex; membrane
Molecular function (GO): protein binding; A-type (transient outward) potassium channel activity
Source: RefSeq, a predicted model, not a curated record
AGUAUCAAACAUGUCAAACCAAACGUGCUUCGGUUUAACAUGAAAGGGGGGCUUCCUAAACGUUGGUAGGUGAGUUAACUCCCCUUCCCUGAAGAUGAACUAAUUGUGUCUACCCCGCCUGAUUGUAUACGAGCGAUAUAUCGAUCGCCUGUCUGUACAGCACAGCGUUGUUCCGUAUGUUGUAACGAGAGGCAGAAACUACAAAACAGAAUUUUCUAUUGUAUGCAGAACGAAGGCACGCAGCGAUGGAGGCGAAUUCUCCUCCUCGUCUUCUCAGCACGGAAUAAAGUUUAAAUCCUCGAUCAUUUUGGGAGGCCAAAUUAAGACGAAGGGAUUUUUACAUGUAAUUCUACGUGAUAUGGAUACUACGAACGUGAUAUGUAAAACUUGUGCGGGUUGAAUGGAAGAUUUAAUCGGCAAUUGACAUGGAUCAGUGCGUAAACGUUGGCGGGGCGUAAGAUGGUAAGGUGGUCAUGUUUGGUGUUUAUUUUGGAUAGGGUCAUUAUCUGGAUGACCUCUUGUACUAUAACAAAUUAAAUAUCCAAAAUUGUUUUCUUUCCAAAUUUUGAGUCUCUUUCACCGAGUAAGGGGAACGUAAUGGCGUCGGUUGCAGCAUGGUUACCUUUUGCCCGGGCCUCAGCGAUUGGGUGGGUGCCCGUCGCCUCAAAUCCCCUCCCUCCUCCCAUGGUCCGACAGGAAGACAGGCGAGGGGAUGAGAAAAUCACAAUCAAUGUUAGUGGGAGGGUUUUUGAAGUAUGGCGGACGACACUAGAAAAAUUCCCUGAUACUCUUCUAGGUUCUAACGAAAAAGAUUUCUUUUACGACGAAGAAUGUAAAGAUUAUUUCUUUGACAGAGACCCUGAACUUUUCAGACAUAUACUGAACUACUACCGAACUGGAAAAUUACAUUACCCUAAACACGAAUGUCUUGCGGCUUAUGACGAGGAACUUUCAUUUUUUGGGAUUCUUCCCGAUCUCAUUGGGGACUGUUGUUACGAAGAUUAUCGCGACCGAAAACGAGAAAAUCAGGAACGACUAAUUGACGACAAGAACUCUGAAAAUGGCCACCUAGAACCCGUGGCUAAUCUCAGGGAGCGAAUGUGGAGAUGGUUCGAAAAUCCCCACAUUGGGACCGCUGCCCUGGUCUUUUACUAUGUAACGGGCUUCUUUAUAGCCGUAUCUGUGUUGGCUAACGUUACAGAAACUAUACCCUGUGGGUUAAUUCCGGGUACCCACGAAAACCCCGCGUGUGGGGAACGAUAUGAAUUAGCAUUCUUCUGUUUAGAUACAGCUUGUGUGAUGAUCUUUACAGCCGAAUAUUUACUUCGCCUUUAUGCAGCACCCGACAGGUGUAAAUUCAUGCGUAGUGUCAUGAGCGUCAUUGAUGUUGUGGCUAUUCUUCCGUAUUACAUAGGACUCGUCAUGACUGAGAAUGAUGACGUCAGUGGCGCUUUCGUCACGCUUCGAGUAUUUCGUGUUUUUAGGAUCUUCAAAUUUUCCCGCCACUCACAAGGUUUACGAAUUCUAGGAUAUACACUUAAGAGUUGUGCAAGUGAGUUGGGCUUUCUUCUAUUUUCACUGACCAUGGCUAUAAUCAUUUUUGCUACAGUGAUGUUUUACGCCGAAAGAAAUGUGGAGGACACAAAAUUCAUAAGUAUUCCCGAGGCAUUCUGGUAUACCAUCGUAACCAUGACAACCCUAGGUUAUGGUGAUAUGGUGCCAAAGACAAUUGCCGGAAAAAUAGUUGGCGGUUUGUGUUCCUUGAGCGGAGUUUUAGUCAUUGCACUUCCUGUUCCUGUUAUAGUGUCCAACUUCAGUAGAAUAUAUCACCAAAACCAAAGAGCUGACAAACGAAAGGCACAAAAGAAAGCGAGAAUUGCACGUAUUCGAAUGGCCAAAAACGCAAGUGGCGCCGCCUUUAUCAGUAGUAAGAAGCGGGCGGAAGAGGCAAUGCGGGCGAGAGAGAGUGGACUAGAAGUUGAGGAUCUGAAAAACCAAGAUACAUUAGAGAUGCAACACCAUCAUCUACUCAGUUGCUUAGAAAAGACCACAGACCGAGAAUUUGUGGAAUUGGAUAUGGCGUUUAAUGGGGCUCCAAACAAACCCUCAGAGACGCCCCCUCCUUCUCCAGACCCGUCUCUGACGUCACUAGACAGGCGGAAAGACACGGGGUGCUGCGGUCGUAGGUUUUCGCCACAUCGAAGAUUUCUCGUAAAGCGACGAAACACCGAUUCGGAUCAAGAUGACCUUAAUGAUAUUCAAAUUCGACUUCCAACCAUAAACCGAUCAUCUAGAUCAAACUUGAACGCUGUCAGCGGCGGGGCGACAACGCCUAACAGCAAAUCAAACAACCUGACUGUCACAACCGCUAUCGUAACACUACCCACACCUAGUACAACUCCUGAGACCGAGUCUCUCCUGGCGCAAACUGACCAGGCUCCACCCCCUUACCAACAGACUUUAUCACAGAGUCAACAAACUUCACAAAACGCAGGGGAUGUGGUGAAAAUAUCUUCAUUGUGAUAAAAGAUCGUGCGUUAGUUCUAUGUUAACGUCUCACCAAUAAUUUAUUAACAAAUCCUACCACUGGACAUCGCAAACUUGCGUUUGAUAGGCAAUAAUAUUGAGAAUGAUAUGCUGUUGGAAAAUGAUAUGAGAAUUUGUACCUCAAGGAUAAGUUUGAAGAGUGUAAAUGAUGGAAGAGGAGCUUAAAUCAAAAUAUUGAUGCGAUGACAGUAAAAAAAAUCAAACACGAGUAACGAUGUUACAUAUUUGCUACGAAUUCUGCCCAGUUGAUUCCAUAUGUUUCAUUGAGUAUCGUGCACUGACCACGGCUGUUUGCGGAAUGUUUAAAUCAGUGUGAUUUUUUUCACUACUUGACCACGUGAUUUUUUUUCCUGCGGAAAAAUAUUUAUGACAAUUUGUCACGUGAUACUUUCCAGAGCGAUGAUUGAUAACCGUUGUUCUUUUUCUAAUAUAUGUCUUUAGAAAAUAUUGCUCACGUAUGUGUAGAAUUUACAUUUUUGUAUUUUCAUCAGAUCUCACGUCAUUCCAUGUAAUAUACUGUCCCAUACAAAGCGAGAUGACUCCAUUUUGUACAAGAUGACCGUAUGACUCCCUCUGCACAAGUCCUGCUAUGCAUUGCAAACGGAUACAACACAUUAUCUAUAUAUCUACAAACAGACUCAACAUUCCUAGAAAAAUAGUAUUUAAUUCUUGACUAGAGUGGUCAUUUACAAUCAAUCCGGGUUAAAUAAUUCAUUAAAUAAUGAAGGGCAAACAAUUCAACAUAUGACUUGAUUAAAAAAAAAAAUAGGAAAGUGCUUGAAACUUAAAAACGCAAAUUAACUUUAAACUUUUUUGGAUCACAUUUUAAGCAAGUAUAUCCCUUAUCACAGAAGGGGAAAUUUACAGCAUAUCCUCCAUUGUUUUAAAGAUGAUUAAAAAACAUUUUCUGUAAAAUAAAAUAAGAAAAUUAAAGAUAAAACUAUCACAAUGAAAAUGGCGACGGCCGUUAUCAGAAAAAAAUAUCUACACCACGACCAAAACUUCUUACCUAGAUGAAAAUGUAUUGUAGCGUUGCAGAAAUAUGCAAAGCGCCGCAACCUUUUCAAACCUCACUUAAAACAUCACUCAUAUUCACCACCGUCACUUGUAUAUAGACGUGUUUCAUGUGGCAACGUAAGUCUUUUCUUUUUUGAGUAUAAUAUAACGCUUUAGUUUAAAUUUGAGAAAAAAUUGAAUUCAGAAAUGUCUUAAUGCAUGAAUGUAAAUAUUGAUCGAUCACAUGAUUUCAACUUCAAUAAACAUUAUGAUAAUGAUAAUAAAUAAACUUUGGGAAGGGAGGGGGUUUAUGGUUAAAUAUUGAAAUAAUCGACCUUCAUUUUCAGACUACGUACGGUAUUUCGAUGGCACUUGUGUAUAAAAAAGUUCUCACAAGUAAAGUGAACCAACUUUUUUCCCGAAACUUGCGAUCUUUUUUGUUUCUUCUUUUCAAACAAGUAUUCAUUGUUGCUGAAACCAUUAAUGUUACUGUAAUUCUUUUCAUUGCGUGAAUGUUAUUUUCAUAUAUUUUGAACUUCUUUGUGUAAUUCAUACGUCAACAGUAUGUAAUUAAACAGAAAGACCCACUUCGCGGAUGAAUACAUUCAGUCUGUUGUUCUGAAUGCGGACUAUUUGAUCCUUGUGUGCGACCGAAUGGAAGUGAGUAGCCCACUGUGAAGCAAUGUUUCUCUUGUUUUGAGGAGCGUAUCUACACAAACUAGGAUGUGGUGUUGAGUGAUUCAAAAUUUGUUAUACUCUGCUUAGAUGGAUAAGAGACCUACCUUUAACCCAUGUGUGAAUUGUUCCGUGACUCGGGGUUAUAGUGUAUGUUAGAACGGGUGUUCCCGUUGUUACUGUUUUAAUACUACAAUAAAUUCCCAUUACAAACUUAACGAAA